AUGGCCUCUUUGUUUCAAAUGGACCGGGUGCUCUACCAGUGUGGAUGCGAGGAGUGGUGGCCUCUUUGUAACCUCUAUUUUUGUCGUCACUGCUCCAUUCUUCGGUGCAUAUCCUGCAGUUUGAAUGAAAUCGAUUCAACCUUCUGCCCGAAUUGCUUAGAGAACAUUCCAGCUGGUGAAGCUCGAGUGAAGAAGAAUAGAUGCAUCAAUUGCAAUCAGUGCCCAGUAUGCUCCAUGGUAUUGACAACAAGAGCAGUUGGCGAGUCUUGCCAUCUAAUGUGCUCAACGUGCCGAUGGUCAACAAGAGACUCAGGCACACCCGAUCAGCCAUCCAGCAUAAACUGGCCAGUACAUGAAAGUACUUUGGACAAAGAGCUCAGUGAAGUUUUGGAGAGGAUGCGUGUUCUGGCUGCAGCAGAAAAGGCUCAACGAGAUCAAGUGAAGUUAAAUAAAAGAAGAUCUCACAAUGUGGGUAGUCUCUUGACAGACCGUUAUGGGCUGCAAGCUAUCUAUCAGAAACGCAAGAAAACAUUCGAGAAGCCUUUGCCACAGUUGCCGUUGCACCUUUCUCUGAGAGCUCCUAUUCCCGAACUUGAUCUGACCCCUAUAUUGAUGAUUCAAUCUGAGACUGUCACCGCCUUGAAAUCCAAGUACUUCGGCAGCGCUCCUGCCGGUCGCCACUACUCCUGUCAGGAUCCUGAGCAGCGACAGUUCGAUUUCCGCGAAAAUAUUCUUUCAUUCCAGUAUUUUGCUCGUAAUUUCGUCCCAGAGAUCCGCCUUUCACGGGAACCAGAGCUAUGUGAAGGCCAGGCUGGGUCCGUCCUUCUCACCGUGGCUAAUGAAAGCAAUUCGAAGGCUGAUGUGAUCAUAAUGGCAGAUAACGACGAUGGAAAAAUUGAAUGUCUCACACCUGUGGUUGAACUCUGCCUUCCGUCUUCUGAUGACACCGCCGACAUUUAUGAUAUGGAAAGCGACCGACGCAGUACUUCUGACGUACUCGGAACCGUCGUUUUUCGUAGAAGACAUCGUGCCGGUGUACGAUUAGAGGUAAAAUGUGGAGAUGCCUCCUCGAAAAAGGUCCUUACACUUCUGGUCAAGUACAGAAACGAACAGUGCUCUAUGCAAAUGAAUACAGAACCUGAAUGGAGAUUGACUCGUGUGCAAAUUUCUCUGUGA
Molecule: messenger RNA, 1176 nt
Organism: Ostertagia ostertagi
Lineage: Eukaryota; Metazoa; Nematoda; Chromadorea; Rhabditida; Trichostrongylidae
Source: the annotation of a GenBank genome assembly